Molecule: messenger RNA, 1734 nt
Organism: Dibothriocephalus latus
Lineage: Eukaryota; Metazoa; Platyhelminthes; Cestoda; Diphyllobothriidea; Diphyllobothriidae
Source: the annotation of a GenBank genome assembly
UCAUACAAGAAUGGUUUAUCUGGUCCGCCAGCCCUAUCAAAUGUGACUAUGGGCAUAUACGAAGGCCAAAUUACCGUCCUCCUUGGCCACAAUGGAGCCGGAAAAACGACUCUUAUGUCCAUACUCACGGGGCUGCUUCCACCGACUACGGGUACUGCCUACGUUGGUGGCUUCAACGUUUUAACUGAUGUGGAGUCUGUGAGGCAAACGAUUGGAUAUUGCCCUCAACAUGAUCUCCUCUUUGAUGACCUCACCGUCUCCGAGCAUUUCCGAUUGUUUGCCCGCCUAAAAGGUUGCCCAAAAAGUGAGCUGGAUGCCCAGGUGACGGCCACUUUGGCCAAAGUUCGCCUGAAGGGGAAACGCAAUCGACGAGCCUGGACCCUGUCAGGGGGCACAAAACGCCGUCUGUCUCUCGGCAUGGCGCUCAUUGCUAAUUCGAAGGUCCUCAUUUUGGAUGAACCAACUUCUGGUCUAGACCCGUCUGCUCGUCGACAAAUUUGGGACAUUCUUCAGCGUGAACGCCCGUUCAGAACAAUAUUGGUAACCACGCAUUAUAUGGAUGAGGCGGAAUACUUGGGAGAUCGGAUUGCCAUCCUGUCGGGCGGCAAGCUGCGAUGUCUCGGCUCACCUCUCUUCCUGAAAUCCCUUUACGGAACUGGCUACUGCUUAACCCUCAUGCUUCUACCAGCGUCUACUGUGGAGGAGGUUGUCGCCUUCAUCAAACAGCACAUCUUUCAAGCUGACAUACAAUCGCACGAUGGAAAUGAAUUGAAGAUCCUUCUCCCACUGGAAUCUGUACCCGGCUUUCCGAAUCUUCUGGGCCUGCUGGAAAAGAAGGCUCUUUCCCUUGGAAUCGCCAGUUUUGGCCUCUCCGUUACGACAAUGGAGGACGUCUUCUUGAGAGUGUCUGAUGUCGGACCAUCUACAGUGGCUCUCACUACGAAGGAGAACAAUCUUUCCCUUCCACCUAACCGACUGCGCCCUUCCUUUUUCUCGACUAGUGCUGGACCUCUUCUUGAUCUCGAGCCACUUGAGAUACGUAGCGCAACCGGCAUCGCCCUCUACUGCUCUCAACUCUUUGCCCUCCUGGGGAAGCGGUUUACAUACAGCAAGCGACACCCCCUUCUCACCUUCGCCCAACUCCUCAUCCCGUGCAUCUGCAGUCUGGUGGCCCAUCUCCUCUACCGCGAGUUUGCCAACAGCGCCUCCGAUAACCUACCCUCAUUGGCCCUCUCCCUGAAACCAUUCGGUACCGGUUUGGUCGUCGCCACGGCAACUGCACCUAGCCCUGACGCGGGAACUCUACUGACGGCUUAUGAAAGCCAAUUUGUGCCCAGGCAGGCCACCAUCCGUAGGCUUGAUAGUCCCUCCAUUUUUGAGGAGAGCGUUUUGAACGCGAGUAUGACCAGCCUGCACAACUAUAUCACCCAGUUCAUUGUGGGACUGGUUGUACAACAAAGCACAAACGCCAUUGUAGCCAUUAACUACUUCAUGGGUGAAUCUCUGCACGCCCUUCCGGUCGCUCUGAAUGCCCUCUCCAAUGCCCUACUCCGAAAGGCGGCCAAUGAGAGUUCGCAGAACCCGGCGCUGUUAAACCGCGCACCCCUGCUUUAUUUUCGCAUUUAUUUCAAUUUUUGGUCGGAAUUACUGACACGUGGUCCUCUGACAGGACACGAGAGUAAAAGUGCUAUCCACCCUCCCUCUCUUCCCAUAAUUGAGGUGACCUUCCGCUAA